CCGUUUGCGCACGCUGUGGUAGCCGGCGACGUGGUGUACCUCUCCGGCGUGACGGCGCAGGCAGACGGCGAUCCCAUCAGAGAGAGCGACAGCGUGGAGCAGCAGACGCGCAGGGUACUGCGCGUGAUCGACGAGCGGCUGAGCCGCGCCGGCACCGACAAAUCUCGGGUGGUGCAGGCGCAGGUCUGGCUCAAGGACAUAGGUCGCGACUUUGCUGGCAUGAAUGCAGCGUGGAACGAGUGGGUCGGAGAUGAUGAUAAGCCCACGCGGGCGACGGUCGAGGCUGCGCUGGCCAAGCCAGCCAUGCUCGUGGAGAUACAGGUCACCGCGGUGCUA
Emiliania huxleyi CCMP1516 is the source of this 336-nucleotide messenger RNA. RefSeq lists its product as hypothetical. The record is from RefSeq and is a predicted model, not a curated record. The transcript has a single exon. The annotation marks the transcript as partial. Lineage: Eukaryota; Haptophyta; Isochrysidales; Noelaerhabdaceae.